This is a messenger RNA of Lynx canadensis (Canada lynx), 2470 nucleotides long. It is a transcript of the gene NTN5, whose product is annotated as netrin 5. The record is from RefSeq and is a predicted model, not a curated record. The coding region runs from base 723 to 2192 and encodes 489 amino acids. The transcript is spliced from 6 exons. NCBI's taxonomy places the organism in Eukaryota, Metazoa, Chordata, Mammalia, Carnivora, Felidae. Gene Ontology annotation, molecular function: protein binding.
CUCCCCUCUUCUCUCCCCCCCCCCCCCCCCACGGGCCAGGCAAGCCAGGCUGUCUGCUCUCUGCUCUCCUCCUGCUCCCUGGGUAUCUCCGAGCCUCAAGGUCUGCCUGUCUGUCUGACUGUCUGCCCGGGCCCCAGGCUCCCGGGCACUCUAUCCCCUCCACUCCCUGUGGAUCUGGGUGCCCAGCCGCUCUCCAUCUGGGCCUUCUGGCCUCCCCUUGUGUCCGGUCCUCUCUCCUCGUGGCUCCUUCUCUGCACCUGGCCCUUCCCUUACACUUGUGUCCCCUCCUGUCUGUCUUCGGCCGUCUGUGCCUCUGUCCCUUUGUCUCUGAGUUUCAUCUGUCUCUCAAUGCCCCUCCCCCUGGUGCCCUCUCUAGGAUUCCCCCUCUGUCCCCACCCCUGCCCUCUCCCCAGGGCCCCCUGCCCCUCGACACGACACUGACGAUAGCUCUGGGGUGUUAAGCUACGGAUUAGUUCAGGCAAAAUUCUCAAUUUUGCUUGCGUUCUUUUCCCUUUGGGUUAUGUAAACAGUAAUUCUCCCCAGAUGGAACUAUUUUCCUCGCUUAGAAGCAGCCGGGCAGGGGGGCUUGGGCAGGGCCGAGGAUGGAAUGCUAGGGUUCCUCAGAGAGCCUGCGGGGAGCAGGGGGUGGAGGGUGACCGACGACCCUCGGCCUGGUCACUCCUCUCCUCUCCUCCUCUGCAGGUACUUGCUCUGCUAGGACCAUGCCCGUGACCUUUGCCCUCUUGCUCCUCCUGAGCCAGGCCACCGCAGACCCGUGUUACCAUCCAGGUGGCCGCCCCCGCUUCUGCCUCCCACCGGUGACCCAGCUGGCCGGCCUGGCGGCCUCCUGUCCCCAGGCCUGUGCCCUCUCCCUGGGGGCGGACCUCAGCCCCCGGGCCACCUGCAACGGGAGUCUGACCCUGGCCCUGGGUGGCCCCUUCCUCCUGACGUCCGUCAGCCUACGCUUCUGCACUCCAGGAUCCCCGGCCCUGGUCCUGUCUGCUGCCUGGGCCACCGGAGGCCCCUGGAGAUCACUGUGGCGCAGACCCGCCUGGCCUGGGGCCUUGGGGGGGCCCGAGAAGGUGACCUUCCGAGCCCCGCCGGGCCCUAAGUCCAGCGUGGUGGUCAGUCACCUCCGCGUGGAGUUCGGGGGCCGGGCGGGGCUGGCGGCAGGUGGCGUUCGAGGCCGCUGCCAGUGCCACGGCCACGCUGCCCGCUGUGCUGCCCGCGCCCGGCCGCCCCGCUGCCGCUGCCGCCACCACACCACCGGCCCAGGCUGCGAGAGCUGCCGCCCGUCCCAUCGAGACUGGCCCUGGCGGCCCGCCACGCCCCAGCACCCCCACCCCUGCCUGCCCUGUUCCUGCAACCAGCACGCCCGACGCUGCAGGUUCAACUCGGAGCUGUUCAGGCUGUCUGGCGGCCGGAGCGGGGGCGUCUGUGAGCGGUGCCGCCACCACACGGCUGGGCGCCACUGUCACUACUGCCGCCCGGGGUUCUGGAGGGACCCCGGCCAGCCUAUCACCAGCCGCAAGGCCUGCAGGGCCUGCCAGUGUCACCCUAUUGGGGCGACGGGUGGCAUCUGCAACCAGACCAGCGGGCAGUGCUCCUGCAAGCUAGGGGUCACCGGCCUGACGUGCAACCGCUGUGGUCCUGGCUACCAGCAGAGCCGCUCUCCCAGGAUGCCCUGCCAGCGAAUUCCAGAGGCGACGACCCCCCUUGCUCCUACCCCUGGCGCUUACAGCUCUGACCCUCAGUGUCAAAACUACUGCAAUGUCUCGGACACCAGGGUAUACAUGAGCCUUUGGAGGUAUUGCCAGCAGGACUACGUUCUCCGCGCCCAGGUCCUGGCGUCAGAGGCGGCGGGCCCGGCGUGGCAGCGGCUGGCCGUGCGCGUGCUGGCCGUGUACAAGCAGCGGGCGCGGCCCGUGCGUCGCGGUGGCCAGGACGCCUGGGUCCCCCGCGCCGACCUGGCCUGCGGCUGCUUGCGCCUGCGGCCCGACACCGACUACCUGCUGCUGGGCAGCGCGGCCGGCGGCCCCGACCCCGCGCGCCUGGUCCUCGACCGCCACGGCGUCGCGCUGCCCUGGAGGCCACGCUGGGUCCGGCCUCUGAGGCGGCUGCAGCUGCAGGAGCGCGCCGGGGGCUGCCGCGGCCUGCGACCUCCCACCCCGAGCCCGGGGCCCGAGCCCUAGAGCCCCACCUGCUCGGCCUCCGCAGCCGACGACGACGACGACGACGACGACGACGACGACGGAACUUGGGAGCGACCGCGAGCUUCUACUUCGACGGCGCAUCCCUCUGCGAGCCAAUCAGGCGCCGUGGAGCCGCUGACGUCACUGGCACGCGCCAGGCUGGAGGGACCCUUCAGCGCAGGCGGCAGGCCGGGAGCCCGGCUUUUGGCCUCUUGCGAGGACAUUUGGCCUGUGAUCUGGGCAGCCAGUCCCCUAAAUAAAGUCUCAACUCUUGGGGA